Molecule: messenger RNA, 816 nt
Organism: Pseudonaja textilis
Lineage: Eukaryota; Metazoa; Chordata; Lepidosauria; Squamata; Elapidae
Source: RefSeq, a predicted model, not a curated record
AUGGGAUUAUUAAUCCUGGCCCAGAAUAAAGGAGGCAGCAGAUUCCAUGCAGACCCUUCGGCGAAAGGAAGCAUCCAGUCACACACCUACCUUCAAGGGCUGCACCGGACUGGGGCUUUAACCAGAUGGCGUGGAGAGCAGCUCCUUACAAGUGUGCUCCCUGCAGGAGAUUCGUGGGGGAUCCUUGCCUUCCUGUGUGCCACGCUUUGGAACCUGCCUGGGGUGCCUGCCCUGAACCGCACGGACCAAGUGACCACCAGACAGUCCAUCCAGCAGAUGUACGACCUUACUCGCUAUCUGGAACACCAGCUGCACAUGCUUGCGGCCACUUAUCUCAACUACCUGGGGCCACCUUUCAAUGAGCCGGACUUUGACCCUCCCCGGAUAAUUGGGGUAGAAGCUGUGCCAAGUGCCACCGUAGACAUUCAGGAAUGGCACAGCUUGAAUGACAAUGCCCGGCUAGCGGCUAAUUACCAGGCCUACAGCCACCUGCUCUGCUACCUGAGGACCAUGGAUGGCACAGCUCCAACUGCAGUGCCGAGUCUGCGCCACAGCCUCACCCACUUUCGGGCUAGCCUGCAAGGGCUGCUGGGCUCGAUCGCAGGCAUCAUGGCUUCCCUGGGUUAUUCACUCCCAACUCCAGGGCCCCCUCUAGAGAUUACCCCACCCAGCCACUUCCUGCGCAAGAUGGAUGACUUCUGGCUGCUCAAAGAGCUACAGACCUGGCUGUGGCGCUCAGCCAAAGACUUCAACCGACUGCGCAAAAGGGUGCCUCCUUCCGCUGUUAUGCUGCAUCUGGAAACCAGAGGCUUUUGA